Messenger RNA from Dioscorea cayenensis subsp. rotundata (Guinea yam), 2841 nucleotides. RefSeq names its product probable disease resistance protein At1g61300. Gene Ontology annotation, molecular function: protein binding; ADP binding. The transcript has 3 exons. The record is from RefSeq and is a predicted model, not a curated record. Lineage: Eukaryota; Viridiplantae; Streptophyta; Magnoliopsida; Dioscoreales; Dioscoreaceae. Bases 122 to 2794 code for a protein of 890 amino acids.
ACUUCAAAGUUUUGAAGAACCGGAUGGAACUGGAAUAGCACGCACCUUGUUUUACCUAAAAAGUUGUUGACUAGUUUAAUAGGGCACAGGUUUUCUCAAAUCCUGGAUUGAGGCCGGCGACAUGAUGCACGCCGAGGCGAGGCUGUUGGAUUUGGUUGGCGCCAUGGAAGAUCUCAAGGCCAUGAGAAAUCGCGUUCUGAGGGAGAUUGAAUUGCAGGAGGAGAAAGGCAAACAACGCACUCAAAAAGUGCAAGCAUGGCUUGACAAGGUUCUGGACAUGGAUCAAUGUACAAAUCAGUUGGUGAUUGAUUUUAGUAGAUGUUUUGUCACCGGAUGUUGCUCCCUAAAUAUUUAUUCAAGAUUAAAUGGCAGCAGAAAAGCAACAAAAUUUAAGAAAGAAAUAGAUGAAUUGAUGAAAGAAAAAAAUCAUCUAAGUGUUCUGGCGAAGAGGAGGCCUUCUAAUCCGGUCAUAGAUAUGCCAAUCUCAACCACAAAUAUUGGCAUAAUGAUUGGGUCCAAUUUGCGUAUUGUCCGUGAUUGCCUUGCAGAUAAAACAUUUGGGAUAAUUGGGAUUUAUGGUAUGGGUGGGAUUGGCAAAACCACUCUCAUGAAAGAAAUCGAAAGGUCCAUAGAUGAUUGGAAUAUGGGUUUCGAUUAUGUCAUUUAUGUUAGAGCUUCAUAUGAACAUCAUGUUGAAGAUCUUCGUGACUGUAUAGCUGAACAGUUGUCGUUGUGCGAGCCAAGCAUGGAAACUAUUUUCAAGUUUUUAAAAUAUAAAAACUUCUUAUUGUUGCUAGAUGAUUUAUGGGAGGAAUUGGACAUCACAGUUCUUGGAAUUCCUGACCCGCGUGAUAACAGUGUUAUAACAACUCUAUACAAGCACAAAGUAGUUUUUACCACCCGAUCAAAGCAAGUAUGUGAUUGCAUGAGAGCUGACAAAAAGAUCAAAUUGGAGUGCUUGGACAAAGACGAAGGGUGGCAACUUUUCAAGGAAAAUUUAGCAAUGAAUUUGGAAGAUGUCCCUUCUAUAGAGGAAGUAGCAAGAGAAGUAGCCAAUUUAUGUGGUGGAUUGCCGCUAGCUCUUAUAAUGGUUGGGCGGGCUAUGUCAAAUCAGACAUGGUUAGCAAAGUGGAAUCUCAUGCUCGAUCAGCUGCAGGGUAGGCAUUUAUCAAGUUUAUGUGAAUCAAUGCUUUUAUAUUUGAGAAGCAGCUAUGAUAGUCUAGCCCAUGAAACCCUUCAACAAUGUUUCUUAUGCUUUUGCUUGUGGCCUAAAAGAAAACUCAUCUUAAUUGAAGAUCUAAUCAAAUGUUGGUUGGGAUUUGGACUAAUAUACUACUUUGAUUCCAUAUCAGAAGCUUACAUGCAUGGGUGCUAUAUCAUUAAAGUCCUGGAGGAAGCAAGUUUAGUAAUAACUCAUGAUAAUAGAACAGUAGUUGAGGUGCAUGAAGUAAUACAUGACAUGGCUCAAUGGAUAGCCUCAAGAGCUGAGGGCGACCAUAUAGCAUGGUUUGUUAAACAAAACAUUAUCUUUGAACAGUUGUCAUCAGAGGAGAUGGAGACAUGGAUUCAGCUGGAACGAGUGUCAAUAAUCAAUUGUGAUAUGAAUUCUUUGCCUGAGUUACAAUGUCAGUGCCCGAGCCUCUUAAGUUUAAGCAUUCAACAUAAUCAAAGGCUAGAAAAUCUACCGAAGAUCUUUCUUAGGCAAAUGCCAAAUCUCACAUAUUUGAAUUUAUCUUCUACUGGAAUCGAUGAGCUCCCAACCGAGAUCACACAUUUGUUUAAUCUUGAGUUCCUUGACAUAUCACGCACAAGAAUCAAAUCACUUCCACACGAGCUUGGAAAUUUGAAAAAACUGAAAUGCCUUUUAUGUGGAUAUCUGUUUCUAGGCAAAUUACAAGCUGGGCUGUUGUCAAAUUUGUGCAAUCUACAGGUGCUUGACCUUUAUCCAUAUGGGUGUGUAGAACCAAAGGAAUUGGAGAUACUGAGAGGCUUUAAAAGUAUAGGAAUGCGUGCAUCUUCUAAUGAGAUCCUCCAACAACUCUCCGACUUACCAAUCGUCAAUAUCAAUAUUCAAGAAAUUGAAGGCUUGCAAACACUUCAAUUUAGUAGUUUAACAAGUGAAGGUCAUGGGUGGCCAAAAGAGUUUCAAAUCAGAUCAUGCACUACCAUUCAAAACCUGGUGAUUACUCACGGAACUAAGAUAAGUCUCAAGUUUCUCAAAUUAUUUGAUCUUCCAAAAUUGAGAAGUUUUGUCUGGAGGAUUGAGCCGAAAGAAGUUUUGCCGGUGCUUCAACUUGUCCAAAUUGAAGAAUGCCACAGUUUGACAAGUCUUCAUUGGGUCUUGCAUCUCCCACUCCUCCGUGCUUUAUUAUUGAAAAAUUGUGAUGCUAUGGAAGAAUUGGUAAAUGGAGAGGUGGGAGAAAUUGAAGAGGAUGAUGCCAUCACUACAUUCCCCAAACUAAAGUAUUUGACAAUACUUGGUUUACCAAAGCUAGUGAAAAUAAGUCAUUGUACAUUAGAUUUUCCUCAUCUUUCAAAAGUUCAUUUGGAGGGCUGUCCAAGUUUGAAGAGGCUUCCAUUCAAGCCGGGAAUUGUCAACAACCGAGGCUUAUUUAUUAAAUGUGAGAAAAUAUGGUGGGAGAAAUUGGAGUGGGAUGAUGCCACUAUCCCGUCACAAUUUUGCUCAAAUAGCUCAGAAGAUGAAGAAAUUGCUGAUUUUUUUGUUGGCGGUGUUCGUCCACUUGGUCAUAGAGACUUUCUUGAAAUAUUUGGGUUUGAUGAGGUAAUGCUAUAACUUUUUUUUUUUCCGUUGGGGGAGGUUUUUACUAAUUUUACCCAUAU